Dermatophagoides farinae (American house dust mite) is the source of this 933-nucleotide messenger RNA. RefSeq lists its product as uncharacterized. Lineage: Eukaryota; Metazoa; Arthropoda; Arachnida; Sarcoptiformes; Pyroglyphidae. The record is from RefSeq and is a predicted model, not a curated record.
UUGUUGCGAACAAAUUUUUUUUUGUUUUUGUACUUGUGUUUGGAUCAAUCAAAAAUGGUUCGAUUUGUUUAUCCGAAAAUGUUUCACAUUAUCAACAUUAUCAUCGUGUUUGAUUUCAGUUUAUUGAUCAUCGAUACUGCCACUGGCAACAACAACAAUAAUAAUAAUAUCCGUUGUGAUCGUUUUGAUGAUAUGUUCAAUGAUUUUACAAUGGUUUCAUCAAAUCGAAGACAAUUUCCAACCACUAUUGAUGAAUUUGUUAAAUAUUGCAAAAAAAAUAGUGAUCUUGCCAAUCAGAUUUCACAAUCAAUAAAACAAUGUUUCAAUGAUAGUUCAAUGCGUAAUAUUGCAUCAUUAGUAUUAUAUUCAUAUCGAUCACGAACAAAAUCAUUAUGUAAAAAUCGUAAUAGUAAACGUGCACGUGAAUAUCGUGAUGCAGCUCCAUGUUUGAAUCAAUAUAAACAUCGUUUAUCACGUUGUAUUGAUAUAACGGCCAAUAAAAUUGGUGCCAUACAAUCAAGACCGAAUAAUUUAAAAUUUCCACAUCUCUGUUGUGAAAAUUUACAAUUUCAACGAUGUAUCGAUAAAAUAUCGGCCGGUGAUUGUAAACAGAAAAUAAUGGUUUUUGCUGAAUCUGCACAAUCCAUCAUGAAUGGUUUCAUUGAUCGUAGCUGUGGUGAAUAUAAUGCCGAUACUGAUCGUUGUGAUCAAUUAGAACCAAUAGUAACGGCUGAAUUGAAUAAAUCAUCUAAACCAAGUUUUGUACGUAAUGUUGCUGAAUUAAUUUCAUCGAUCGAAUGAGAACCAUUGACCAUCAGCAUCACAAAUAAUCAAUCCGAAUUAUAAUGACCUAUUGUAUAUUUAUAUAAAUAAUCAAUCAAUGAAUUUUAAUAAAGAAAAAUUAAUUACCACAUAUAUCAUUUAAUGGCAACA